AUGGCCAUUCCAGUCUACCUUAUCUUUGUUGGUAAGAACAUACUAUAUAUAUAGAUAUAUAUAAAGACAACUUCUUACAGGUCGUCUUUACUCGAGUCUGCAGUUAAACCAGUCGUAGGGUUGGUCAUAGCAAAGCAGUUGUGAGACGGAAGCAGGUAAACCGUUGGUGUGUGGGGCCAACUACGUCCCUCCUGUCUUCUAAGGCCUAAAGCCUUCUGGUGGGCGCCAACUACUUCAUCUGUGAUACUAGGAACUACAGCUGGAUUAAGUGUCCACGAAUAAUUCGGGGGAUAAAAAUGAUAAUGCAAUUAAUGGUUCCGCUGGUAACGUAUGUGGUAUCGGAUCCUUAAGAUCAUUUCAUUAGUAACUUAACCCAUUUUAGCCAGAUUUAAACCAUUACAUAUGAAAUCAUCUAUAAGGGAGACCAAUUUCUGAUAUUUCCUGAUUUUCAUUGUAGCUAGUUGGCGGAAAUUAUUGUCGAACGACUACUUUCAAAUUAGGUAUCCAGGGGACAUAAUUAGCACUUCAGGUUAACUGCAUGAUCUGCGCGUCCAGCAUAUUAGUAGAACUGUCAAGUCACUAAUUACCAAUUGAGCAAUAGUUAUCAUUUUCCAGCUCAUGCCCUUUGAUCCUCUAAUUAAUGCUUAUAAUGCGUUCCUUCCUUCGCAUCCAUUAAUUUCCUUAUAUACGCUCCCAUCAAGUCAGUGUCUGUUUAAUAGUUUCUAGUCUGACGAUUCGUAGAACAAACGCAUAAUGGAAAUGCAGUGGAUCGUCCACAGUCGAAAGCAACUGCCAUUUUAAUCAACCGUCGAUUUGCACUUUGCGUCUGCGGUCCCACAAACAACAGUCCAUACCCACUCAGCUAGAAUUCAGAAUUAAUUUCAAAAGUCGAAUCUGGUAUACCCGUGCGAUUUCUUCGGCUAGCGUGAAACAACAGCUACUCUCGAAUUUCACCUAAAUCAACAUAUGCUUUUGGGGUCUCAACAAAAUAUGAAAUCGAAGCGGCCUCUCCAAAAUAUUCAAAUACAACACGUGAAUAGGUACCCUCGCAGUAAGGGUGACCUUACGCAAGAUUCCAAAAAAGGAACCUCUACCCCUGCCCCAACCCUGAAAUUGAACCUAGUCUUUCUGUACUAUGACGCAAGGCCACCAUAUUACUUUAUUGCGAACUGAUACAAAAGGGCUAAAAUUGGAAACGUCCGACUACAGCGCACAAACGUAAGCUGCUGUAUCAGACGCUAGAGAAUCUUAGUGAAUAAAUCGAGAGAACAACGGAGUGAGGGGGGGAGUUGGACGUGGAUUUGCGGCUUAAUAUAACUAGCGCAGGAUAUGGGUUUUUGACAAAUGGCACAAUCCCUCACUUCACGAUAGUUCGACCGUCGCAUCCGGCGAUGUCCACCGUAUGCCCCACAGACUGCAUGUGGGAGCAGGGACGGUGACUUGCGCGGGGGGUUUAUAGUGCCAGUAGACUUGCGCUGCACCUACCACACUCUCUAACCCUCCCCCGCCUGUAUUUAUCGUCACUUCACACACACUGUCAAUAGUUCUCAUGGGGUAUAUAUUAGAGAAUAGUCGUAUACAUGCUCCACUGACACGCGCAAUUCUAUACUUGCAGAACCAGCUGCCUCCAUCCAUGACAGGUGUGUAAGCUUCUGAAUAUGGGUUAAUUCAUGUUAAACCACCAAGACAGUGCACAAGGUCUUGACAAAAAGGGUGAACAGUCCUCUCUCUUUAUUUGUUGUCUUCAAGUAGAAGUUGCUUUAUGAAAGAAAGCAUUGAGCUCUCGUGCGAUAAUAUCGACGAAGCAAACGACGGCUUUGGCCCUAUCCGUGAAUAUUAUAAGGGAAUUACACUUUCAAAUCAGUGGGCAAAGUUAGGGAAAAAAAGCAAGAUUCUUUGAGCGUCACCCCUAGAUCCAGUUAUGUUUGACUCUUAACUGGAAAGCUGGUGGAGACUAGAUGUGUAAUGGUAGCCAAACGGCAUCAUGGUUAGUAGCACGUUUUCGCCGCUUGCGUUUAUACUCUCCGUUUCAGUGAUUUUAACUGUUCAUCGUCCCACUGAAUUAAACACAUCAUCCCGCCUGAACGCAGCAAAUUUUUGAGAACGAAUGAUGGGCACAUAUAAUGCAAAUGCAUAUGCAAUUGCAAUGGCCCGACGGCAAACAUAAAACGACUGUACUAAAGAACGUUUCUCAGGGGUUCUCGGAUGAGGAGAUUAUUCAAGUACCUUUUCUAUCCAAUCAUAAUUUCAGCAGCAUUCUACAGUUCUGUAAUCACAUUUAGGCAUAAUUAGCAGACAGUAGAACUGUAGUAGCUCUCUCUUGAUCCUCCAGGUUCGCAGGGUCGAAAGCUAGUGAAUGUGGCUAGCAACCUUCUCUGACCUCAACGCUUGUUGGACCUGGCAGUUCGGCCCUUUUGAGAACAUCACUGCAGCAUAAAUGCAGGUCGUGCAAAGCGGACACUUUCCCCACAGUCUUAUUUAAUAUUCAUGGCUAGCCGUUGCUUAUGGACUUUUUCAGACCACUUGGUCUGUCAGCAUGCCCUUGCUUUUACUUUAUACAAGAAAGUUUCAAGCCGUUUGCACUAUGAACUGAGCUCUCCAUAUCCCCAAUUCGGGGAUCCUUUUAAGGCCUGAAAAAGUAGAAAAGUCGGAGCUCACAAAGGUCUUCUAUUGCCAGACUUUCUUCGCCUAGUUUUGGUUUAUAAGAAAGCCAGACCCGUAAAAACAACCGAUUUUUGUCAUUCCCUGGGUGUAAAUGUGCACGUCGUAGAAGGCAGACCACAGGCAAACGGCAUAUAUCCGUCCGAACAGUCUUUUAUUAUUUACUGUACUUGAAAGUGAGCAGUAUGCUGUGAAGUUUUUGUAUUCUGAAAGCUUUCCCAGCACCCAAAACAUUCGUGGUUAAGGCAUGCUUCGAAAUGCGUGUGUGUGCUUCAUUCAUUUGCAAACACCAUUACCUUUGGCCUGCGGGGUUAACAGGUACGCCUCGUCGUUGAUGUCGUUGUCAACAGCUCGAAAUGAGCUCCACCUGAAAGGGAGCUAGAUUUAUUUCAAUCACCUGUCCACCCCACCCCACACCCUGAUCCACCACAUGGUUUUACGACUGCUGGUUUGUAAAGCACCUGGCAGACCCCCUCAUCCCCACCCUCGUACUAGCAUGAGACGAGAAAUGUCCCAUAAGCCGCCCACGUUCACGCAACCGCAUGUCUCUCCCCCCUCCCCCACCCCACUGUGACCGUCCCCAGUGCAUCAACACCAUACCGUGGUCUGAAAUAUAGCACUGCUCCACUAACCCACGUAGGAGUACAAAGGUUGGUCCAUGGUUAAGUGGGAACUUUUGUUAACCUGAACUGGGGUAAUCAAUAAUUUGUGGUAAUACUCUCAUUUUUUUCAAUAAAUCCUCGGCAGCCCGAUGUAGGUAUACGGAGGCACUGUUGGUGUCGACAUAGCAGCAUACAGCAUGCAUCCAAAGAUAAAAAAACAGUUGGCCAAAUAUUUCGACAUAUUUUCAGCUAAAAUGUAUGGGCAAAUAAGAAGAAGAAGAAGAUGAUGAUGAUGAUCAUGAUGAUGAGGAGGAGGAGGAGGAGGAGGAGGGGAAGGGGGAGGUGGAGGUGGAGGAGGAGGAUUAUGGCGGUGGCUGUGGUGGUGGUGCCUGUGGUGGUGGUGGUGGUGGUGGUGGUGGUGGUGGUGGUGGUGAAGGGCGGAGGAAGAGGAAUAAGAAACGAGACUGA
Messenger RNA from Spirometra erinaceieuropaei, 3731 nucleotides. The record is from the annotation of a GenBank genome assembly. NCBI's taxonomy places the organism in Eukaryota, Metazoa, Platyhelminthes, Cestoda, Diphyllobothriidea, Diphyllobothriidae.